This is a messenger RNA of Danio aesculapii, 3216 nucleotides long. RefSeq names its product hairy-related 8.2 (gene her8.2). The coding region runs from base 1494 to 2129 and encodes 211 amino acids. The record is from RefSeq and is a predicted model, not a curated record. The transcript has 4 exons. Gene Ontology annotation, biological process: regulation of neurogenesis; regulation of transcription by RNA polymerase II; anterior/posterior pattern specification. Lineage: Eukaryota; Metazoa; Chordata; Actinopteri; Cypriniformes; Danionidae. Gene Ontology annotation, cellular component: nucleus. Gene Ontology annotation, molecular function: protein dimerization activity; DNA-binding transcription factor activity, RNA polymerase II-specific; RNA polymerase II cis-regulatory region sequence-specific DNA binding.
UUUACAAGCAAUCUUGCAUUUACCAACCCAAACCUGACAUGUGCUGGUUUACAGUCUGGUUUUGCUGCAUGACACAGUGCACAGAUUUACACCAUGCAGUAAAGACAUGGUGCUCAACAUUGGGAAGUGCCAAGUGCUGAGUCACAGGUACAAUCCACUGACAUAUGUCACCUAAAGUGAACGCCACAAGACAAGAUGGUGUAAUCCAUAUCCACGAGAGAUAUCCAUAAUGAGAGCUAUCCAAACCACAUCGGAAUGGAGUAGUUGUUGCAAUAGAUUUAACUUUAGUUCAACUGCUACUCCUCUAUAAAUACAAAAAUUAGACUAAAAUGCUCAGACAUUUAGUUGACUAAAACUUGAGUAGACUAAAAAGGGUGGAAACAUGACUAAAACAAAUAAAAAAACUAAAAUCACAGCUUCACACAAAGUCUAGACUAAAACUAAAAUUAAAACAGGCUACCAUAAACAUCACUAAGUUUAUUCGAAGUUCCCGGAUGAGCCUGUGCUUUUCAGCAGUUAUUAUCUGUGAAUAACAUAUCAUGGAAUGUCACGACUGACUAAUCAGAAUGGAGCGUUCCAAACAUCUGUGUGGUAUAACAUAUGUUUACCAUAAUAACAUAUGCUAGCCAACUAAUGUUUGUAAUUAAUCAGUAAAUGGUUUUGUUUACACGUAAAUGUAACCAUAUAUUUUAGUUAAAUUUCACACGUCCAAAUUUUCUCUUCCCCUCCUACUCGCCAUGGGUCACAUACUUUAGUCGCAGAUAAAUGAGCACUCUUGUAUGGUGAGGUUUCCCACUUAAGUGUGCUAUGCUAGUAGUCUUGUGGCUCUUGUUGGGCAAAUUUAAAUUAUUAAUCCACAGACAUUUGCCUGUGGCAGAGAGCACUUUGACUUCUGCUUACACUCACUGCUGGUGGGAGAAGACAUCUGGCAAAAACCAAACAAUUUGCUUAUUUAUGUUUGGUUAAUAUUUGAAAAAAAAUGUAAUGCAAUUACUUUUUGUUUGCCAAAACAAUGACUUUUGAAUUAUUAUUUGUUUUCACCAUAAUAUUUGUAGACAAUGAUUCAGGUUGCUGGCUCUGAAACCUGUGGGAUUGGGUUUGGUUUCGCUUGGGUCUAUUGAGGACAGUGUGUGAAUAUGCAUUGGGUAUCAGGUGGUUGACUGUAACAGAACACACUAAUUAGAUCCUGGGAAUGCCAAGCCACCUUGGAAAACCAUCUUGUGAUUUUACGUGACGUAGUUUCUGUGUUCAGAACGCCUCUAGGCUCGACAUCUGUUGUUUACUUUAAGUAGGCAUAUGUGUGUGCGUUUGGGGUCUCAUGUAUUGAAUAGAGGCAGUGGCCUGUCAUUUGUGAGUGAUGGGAGUGAGUGUGUGGGAAAAUAUCUCAGGCAAAGAGCUUGUGCAUUGAGAUGCUAAUGUCCCUCCUAUAAAUGAAGAGUGUGUGCCGUGUACCUUCGAGUGAGUAAAACUCAGUCUACACUGCACAGAAGCAGAUGGAGAUGACUGCUACCAAACUUCAGCAAAAUGCAUGCCAAAGGCAUAUCAGCAACAAAGAGGAGAGGAAGCUACGGAAACCUCUCAUUGAGAGAAAGAGACGGGAAAGAAUAAAUCUCUGUCUGGAUCAGCUGAGAGAGACUGUAGUUGGAGUUUUUAUGCCUGAUCAGUCUAAGUUAGAAAAAGCUGAUAUACUUGAGAUGACAGUGAAACAUUUGCAAAAUAUCCAGAGCAAUAGAGUUUCUGACCCUGUUCUGGACACAGGAGCCCGACAGAGAUACAGUACUGGGUACAUCCAAUGCAUGCAGGAAGUUCACAACCUUUUACAUUCUUGCGACUGGAUGGACAAAACCCUUGGAUCACGCUUGCUCAAUCACUUGUUUAAAUCUCUACCUCGAUCUGCAAAGGACUGCCCUCAGCUACCCAAGAUUUCCCUGACAAGUAUUCCUUCUGACCAUAGCGAGUACUCUAGUUUCCAUGUUGAUGAGACAGAAAGUCCAAAACCCUGCUCUUCUUCUCCUUUUUUUUGUGAAAGGCCCACUCAGUCUCAGAACCAGCAAUUUACUCCUAUUAGAAUGCCACAUGAUGUUGAAAGUCCUCACCUUUCAGUUCUACAGAUGUGGAGGCCCUGGUGAAAUAUUUAUUUUGAUAGUGUACUUGUGUUGGUACUACAUAUAACUCACUUGACAACUGUAUGCUGCCAAACUGAGUAUGAAUAGUAUGUAUUCACAUCCAGUUUGUCGAUGUUACAUCCAGAUUGUGGUAGAACCUUCUCUAAUAUGUAUCUUAUAGAUAUGUUUCACUGCAUGUGUUUGAGGUGGAUCUUAUCCAGAAUAGCUCCCAUUUCAGAAUUUCUACUUCCUUUCUGAAGUAAAACUACUGUAGCCUCCAUUGUAGAAGGCCCCUAUUAAUCAUAUUUUUUUAAUCAAUCCUAUAUAUUUUUUUUUAAUUAUUAGAACCCUUUGGCUACUAAUACUAUGUUGUAGGUUACUUUCUAUUACUUAAAUGUGCAUUUUGAACAAUUAUUAAUAAAAGAUUGGUUCGCAAGAAAUACAUAAUAUACAUAGUAUUUUAUUAUUUAAUACCUAUUAUUUAAUACAAUGGCAGUAAGUGUGGAAAUUUUACUAUAUGUGUAGAAAUGUGAGAGACUGACCUGUAACCAAUAUCAAUCCAACAUGAGAGAUAAAAGAGCAACACAAAAGAGUCCACCCAUUUCUGGAAAGUAUAUGACAUGUACAGAAAAUAAUUCGGCAUAUACUUUUCACUGGGACCCUGAACCUUUACUAUGGUUUUACUUUGCAAUGGGCUUCAUUUGACUUAUGCACUGUGUAAAUGUAUAACAUGUUAAUACCGCUGAAAGAAGUCCGUCUGGAGUUGUUUGUACAUAUGUCUUUUAUUCAAUGUAUAGUUUUCAAGGUUCGUAUCAUACAUACGCGAGCAUGUCUAUCUAUCUAUCUAUCUAUCUAUCCAUCUAUCUAUCUAUCUAUCUAUCUAUCUAUCUAUCAUAUAUAUUUAUAGAUUAAUCUCACUGUAAUCUUGGAUAAAAUUUAGAUUAAAAUGGCUCAUUUGAAUUCUUCUGAAGGCAUUCAGAAUAUGUGUGCUACCCAAAUAAUGACUGAAAGUCUUUGAAAUUGGGUUUCUCAAGCCAGGCGGUGCAGUAGACCCAGGGGCUCAUCUACUGUUUCCAAAAACUGCUUGAGAAACUGUUCUACUAUGAAAAUU